AUUGUCUCAAUGGAAGCAGUACCAGCCUGGGCCCCAGCAGUGGGUUUCACACUCUUGCCCCAUGCAGGAGGAUUUUUAGGAAGCAAGAUAACCAAAAAGGAAAUCCCAGUGUGGUAUGAAUCUCUACAGAAGCCAUCCUGGUGUCCACCUAACUGGGUGUUUGCUCCUGUUUGGGGAACUCUCUAUACAUCUAUGGGAUACGGCUCCUACCUGGUGUGGAAGGAACUGGGGGGCUUCAAUGAAAAGUCAGUGGUUCCUCUGGGUCUCUAUGCGGGGCAGCUGGCAUUAAACUGGGCAUGGACUCCAAUAUUUUUUGGAGCUCACAAAAUGGGAUGGGGGUUGGUAACUCUCCUGCUCACGACUGGUACGGCAACAGCUACAACUGCUUCCUGGUAUAACAUCAACAAAACAGCGGCUUAUUUGAUGGUUCCUUAUUUAGCUUGGCUAACCAUGGCUUCUGCACUCAAUUACCGUGUCUGGAAGGACAAUCGCAACAAGAAACAAUCUGAAUAAACAGUUUUCAACCAAGCUUUUUUUUUUUUUAAAAAAUAAUUUUCUAAAUAAAGUUAUGGCCUUAUUUUAUUUUUAGCUGAACUACUUACAGCAUUAGUUUGCUAGUGACAAGUUGACAAAGCAGCACUUGUUUGAAACAAAUACGUCUUUACUAGGCAAGUCACAAAGGGGUGUAUGCCUGACUGGGUUUUAUAGCAAACUAGAAGAUAGCCUUGAUUGAAAA
Molecule: messenger RNA, 736 nt
Organism: Charadrius vociferus (killdeer)
Lineage: Eukaryota; Metazoa; Chordata; Aves; Charadriiformes; Charadriidae
Gene: TSPO
Product: translocator protein (18kDa)
Exons: 3
Coding region: 10-513 (167 amino acids)
Cellular component (GO): membrane; endoplasmic reticulum
Molecular function (GO): cholesterol binding
Source: RefSeq, a predicted model, not a curated record